CGCCUUCAUUUAUUGAUUUCUUCUCUCCGCUUCCACUUUUAACGGCUCCCAAUAACAACAUUUUCUCCACUCAUUCACUCAAUCACUGACUCUUUACUCUUUUAGACCAUUUCUCUCUGAAAUCAGAAAAAAAAAAAAAUGACCGGAGGCUGCAGAAGAAAAAUCGAGAUUUACGAAUCAUCACCAUCAUUCUUCAUCAAGGAAACAUCCAUCUUCAAACCUAAUCCAUUCUCAUUUCCGUCAUUUGAAGAUGAUGAAGAAUUCCUAGGGUUUAAUUUGAAGCCUGAUCUAUGUUUAUUCAAUUCACCACCACCGCAAUGUCUCUUUACUCCUUUCGAUUUCUUCGACAACGUUGCCGAUCUUAUCCAGAUUGAGAAAACACCGUUCCAAUCAACUUACAAGAGGAUUCGACAACGAUCAGCAGGAGGAAAUGAUGCUUACAUCAAGAGUCUAUGUGAUCGUGUUGCUGCACUGGAAACUGGACUUGAUCGAGUUUCGAAGGAGAAGAAGAUGAUGAAGACGAAGAAGAAGAACAACGUCAAACCACCACCACCGCAACAGCAAGAUCGGAAGUAUUCAUGGACGGCUGAGAUUAAAACUGAUGACAAAGAUGGUGUUGAUAGGAAGUAUAAAUGGUCAGCUGAGAUCAAAAGUGGUGAAGAUGAAGAUGAUGUGCAGAAGAAUUAUAAAUGGAUUGCUGAGAUUAGAGGAAAAGGGAAAGAAGCUGCGUCUACUAGAACUUAUACAUACAAGGCUUCAACGCUGCCGUCUUCUGCUGGUCAUGAAAAUGUGGAUAAGAACAAGGAUAAGAAGAAGAAGGAAAAGAACAAGGACUCAUCUUCUGGGAAAUCUACGGUUCAGAUUGAAGAAGAACCUGUUGAUCCAAGAGUGGUUGCUCUCAAACAUGCUUUUGAAAGGAGAGGCUCUGUUGCUAACAAUGUGAAGGGAAAGAAGAAAGAGUUGUCACCACAAGAUGCUGCAAUGAUGAUUCAGAUUAACUUUAGAGCUUAUCUCAUUCGGCGUUCUCAGGCUCUUAGGGCCUUGCGUGAGCUAGCUUUGGCCAAAGCUAAGUUGAAGGAGCUUAGGAUAUUGUUUAACAACUUUUCAUACAGGCAUCGUAUUGUUCGUGAUGGUGAAGAACGUCAGAAGUUCUCUGAGAAGAUUAUUAUUCUUCUGCUCACUGUUGAUGCAAUUGAGGGAGCUGAUCUUAUGGUUCGAGCAGCAAGGAGAUCAAUGGUGGAUGAACUGGAAGCAAUGCUUGAAGUAGUGGACCCCCAGCCUCCAGGAAAAUUGGGUUCAAUGAAACGGAGAAGGUUUGAUUUACCAGAAGGUGGGUUCCAAAAGGAGAUUGCUGAGGGUGUGGCAGAGGUUGUACACAUGCUCAACCAAGAAGAAAGGAAUGGUGGAACCUUUGAAGUGUGCUUGUGAGUAAUUAACUUUUUAGAGGCUCUGUUAGGCUGUUGCAUGUUUGGCUUCCCCUUGAGUACUGGAUGUUUUCUAUUUAGCAUGGACCUUUAGUUUCUUUGGUAUGUCAAGACUUUAAUGUUUGUAACUUUGAAUAACAGAUCCUCAUCGACUCUUUUGUAGUCUCUACUUGGAGCUUACUAACCUUAUACUCAUAGAUGAAUGCUGUGAUUUUAGGGAUUUAGUUUA
Messenger RNA from Papaver somniferum (opium poppy), 1653 nucleotides. RefSeq names its product BAG family molecular chaperone regulator 7-like. The record is from RefSeq and is a predicted model, not a curated record. Lineage: Eukaryota; Viridiplantae; Streptophyta; Magnoliopsida; Ranunculales; Papaveraceae. Gene Ontology annotation, cellular component: plasmodesma. Gene Ontology annotation, biological process: protein folding. Bases 139 to 1428 code for a protein of 429 amino acids. Gene Ontology annotation, molecular function: protein-folding chaperone binding. The transcript has 3 exons.